ACCCAAUCAGUGAAGGCCCUGCCUGCAGUCAGAGGUGGCUGGCCCUGUUUGACAAGGCGCAGCUCUUGCCUCCACCCUCAGCCAAAGAUAAAGAAAGGCAUGCGCUGAGGGAAUUCAGUCUACAUUUUCAAAGGAUUCAACUUGUAGUCAACAAUUGGCUGCAGUGGCUAAUUGUCAUUCAAUGGAAUUUCCUAAGGAAGAUAGUCAAGAGGACGCACCAGAGUGUCCGGUGUGUUAUGAGUGUCUCUCGGGCACAGAGAGGACUCUGAGCUGCGGACAUGUGUUCUGUCACGACUGCCUGGUCAAAACGCUGGUCAGCAUCAACAGCGAUGGAAAUAUCAGAGACACUAUUGUUUGCCCUAUCUGCCGACAUCUUACAUUCAUCAAGAAACAAAAGGAAGCGCUUGUGUCCCUUGCGAUGGACAAGGAUCAAGGUGGAGGGCAGACCCUGGAGGUGCCCCUGCCUCCACCCCCGAGACACAUCCAGAGCGCACGGCGCAGCUCCAGUUUGCCGGUAGAACUUAAUUGGAUGUAUCGCUGCUUCAGGGAAAUGUCUGAACGAAUCCACCGACAGAGGUUGAUCAGCCCCAGCCAUAAAGCAUCUCAGAUAUUUAUCAUAAGCGCUCAAGGGCGACCCAUGGCAGAAGACGAUGCGCUUAGUGUUGUGAUGACUGUGGUUCCACCGCAGCGCAGGCAGAGGCGAAGGCGCAGGAUUUGCACCACUGCAAGAUGCCUUAUCGUUCUGCUCUCAGCUUUUACUAUACUGGCAUUAGUGGCUGCAACGCUACCCUGGAUUUUGUUGGCAUAGCACCGUGAUGUGGGUGUAUGGAUUAUGAUGUGCCAAUAGGGGAUGAUACAUUGACAAUUAUAGCGAAUAUAUUCUUAUCCAUGGCAUUAAGUUUAUGGUUGCUAAGCAAUGAAGUGUGUGAAUAAAUGUGUUUGUCUUUCUGAUGAAAAUAAGGCAUUUCCUUACAGAAUCAAAAAGUUAAAAAUGUUAAAUUAAGUGAAUAUUUUUAGUUGAAAAGUGGGUUUAAGAUAUAAUUAGGUAUCGUGAUUCCUCUCCUGGUUUUCAGGUCAGAAGUCAGAAGGUGUAUGCCCCUUUGUGUGCAUUACCAAGCAACAGUCCAGUAAAGUCAAGUCAAGGUUGAAGCUUUGACAGUCUUUUGUUUUGCAUUCCUGUCUGUGACAUGUUCGACAUGUUUGAUUAGAAUAAAAAAUGCAAUACAUCCUAACAAUUUCAAAGCACACUCAAAGGUUACUAAAUCCAAAACGAUUGAACAUCUUAGAAUUAUUUCAACAACCAAAAAAAGGGGCCUGCCAGAAAAAGUGCAAUAAAAACCAUGUAACCCAAAUCCCAUUGUUGUUAAAGCAGCUCAAGUCAAUGUUGUGUUACCCUGUUGUUGAAUACACUGUUUCCAAGCAGCAAAAGCUAACAUCUAUCCUUCAGGAUUAUUUUUUAUGUCUGUCCUGAAAAGUAAAAAGGGGUUACGUUCUAUACUGUAGCAGCCAGAAACGAGUUUGGUUUAUUGAGGGAGCGUGACAUAAAUGACCCUGUUUAAACAUUUGGGGUAUCAUGUUAAAAUACUUUCUCUCCUCUUAAAAUUACAAAGAAACAUGUCAGAUAUUUGAAAAAAUCCACAUUUCAUUUUUAGACUUUAAUUGUACACAUGCUAAAUGAAAAUGUUUGAUAAGAAGAUUGAAGGGAGUUAGAUACACAGUUACAUAUACAGGCUCACAUUGUAGUGUGUAUAAGGACGCUGUAAACAGAGACACCUUUAAGAAAUAAUUGAUGCACCCUGUGCAGUCUGAAGGAGAUAUACUGUAGCAGGUAUAAUGAGCUCUGCCUGGCUGUUUGCUGUAAGAAGAUACGCCGCCUAUACUGUGGCAUUAGAUUACUUGUCUGUCUAAAGAACCAAGAUUAAGAUGGAGAAGAAAGAUAUGAGCAUGGCUUAAAGGGGGAAAAAAGUAACAACAUAAGUUAUAUAACAAGUAGAAAUUACACAAUCACUGGUUUCUUUGAAAAAAGACUUGCUCUUGAAAAUGAGGUCAAACAAAGAGAAAGGCAGAGUGACACCAUGAUAAAUGUGUACACUCCUAGUUUCCUCCUGUGACAAUCCCUCAGCCAUCCUGCUGGGCUGGUCCUACAGGUUACACACCUGAGGGGCGUUUGUUCUGCAGCCAAACCCGUUGCUAAGAAAGUGAAUAAUCAUUAUUUAAUUUGAUGAAUCAGAUUUUAAGAUGGUAUUCUUGUUGGUGGCUUGCACGGCAGUGGUUAGAGCCGGAUUAACUGAGUUAUAAAUGCUAAGCAGAUACAAUAUUUAAGGCAAAGAUAUAAUGAGUGAAAACAUUAUAACUCUAGUGAUUUAUUCAGGUUAAAAUGAUGACAGUACCGAUUGAGAGAAAAUUGCUUAAAAAAGCAGCAAUUAGGUUUCUGCAUUAUGUUCAUAAUGUUGAAUAAAUUCGAAAUUAACC
Messenger RNA from Trematomus bernacchii (emerald rockcod), 2472 nucleotides. RefSeq names its product RING finger protein 222. The coding region runs from base 182 to 808 and encodes 208 amino acids. The record is from RefSeq and is a predicted model, not a curated record. The transcript has a single exon. NCBI's taxonomy places the organism in Eukaryota, Metazoa, Chordata, Actinopteri, Perciformes, Nototheniidae.